Triticum dicoccoides is the source of this 343-nucleotide messenger RNA. RefSeq names its product 60S ribosomal protein L36-3-like. NCBI's taxonomy places the organism in Eukaryota, Viridiplantae, Streptophyta, Magnoliopsida, Poales, Poaceae. Bases 1 to 336 code for a protein of 111 amino acids. The record is from RefSeq and is a predicted model, not a curated record. Gene Ontology annotation, biological process: translation. Gene Ontology annotation, cellular component: ribosome. The transcript is spliced from 3 exons. Gene Ontology annotation, molecular function: structural constituent of ribosome.
AUGCCGCACUUCGGCGGGUGGCGGCUGCUCCCCGAGGGCCAUGAGGGGCCUCGUGACAACCCACUCUCGGUGACUCCUGGAAAUAAAGGCCCCAAGAAAGGUACCAAGAGGGUGCAAUUUGUCAGGAACUUGAUUAGGGAGGUUGCUGGAUUCGCUCCCUAUGAGAAACGUAUCACUGAGCUUCUUAAGGUUGGAAAGGACAAGCGUGCACUCAAGGUCGCCAAGAGAAAGCUUGGUACUCACAAGAGAGCAAAGAAGAAGAGAGAGGAGAUGUCAAGUGUCCUUAGGAAGAUGAGGUCUGCUGGUGGUGGUGGUGCUGGUGACAAGAAGAAAUAGAGAUGGG